GCCGCUCUCGUGCCAAAGCAAACGUAGCAGAGAAAUGCACACACCGGGGGAAACCGCAUCUGCUCAACUGGCCGCUCACAUAGCAGCUUGUAAUACCCCUCACCAUUUGUUACAGUUUGCCAUCCACUCCGUGGACGCAGCCCACGAAUAUGAGAAACUUCAUCGCGGGUAAGCUCAACCGGUGUAGACUGUUCACGACAACAUGGAGGGGCGGAGUGCACGGCAGGGGGAACCUACCCAUUCGCGGGGAGGAGAAGUAUGGGGAUCGAUUGACGAGCUGCGAAGAGGGGGUCUCCGCCCCAAAGGAGGAGCAGAAUCGGAGAGGCAGCUUCAGUGCAGAUGAAAACAUCGCUCGAAAUAUCGCUCACGAGGAUGCUCACAAGGACACCCACAACGACGCACAGAACACAGCUUGCAACGCCAUAGAUGUGCAAAAGCAGAGGGACUUCCUGCACAAAAUUGACGAGGACGACUGCGCCCGGCAGGAGCACAGCACCGUCAGAAUAUUUAAGCAAAGGGAUGCCGAUGCCGACCCGGACUUCCUCCCGUGCAAUGAUAAAUUCAACCAGCUGGUUAAAAGGUACAACGAGCAGAAGGGACUAGCGAAGGGGGGGGGAACCAAGACGAAGAAGAGCUUCCGAUUUGGGCAAACUGCCCUUCCCCUGCAGGAGGAUGAAAAGAGUCUGUGGGAAAUUUUGAAGGAGAAGGAGGAUUACCUAAGGAACAAGAAAAAAAUGAAGAACUAUCAGAAGGAGCUAGACCAAAAAAUGAGCAGGGAGUAUCAGAAGGUUAAAAAGGAGGAGCAGUAUGUUCACUCGGCAGGGGGUGGGGGAAGCAGCGCAAAUGGGAGAAAUAGCGGAGUGCAUAGCAGGAGCAGGUGUGGAGGCCCUCGCUCAGACCCAUCUUCCCCCCACCAUGACGACAUCGACCGGUUCUUGUCGGGCGACGAGGCCUACACAAAUGACAUAAAGUCGUAUGACGAAAUUUACGCCCAGUCACCCCUCCACGGGGGAGAAGCGGCCAAAGGGGGAGAAGAGGGAGAAGCGGCCAAAGAGGGUAUACCGCACCGCGACGCGGAGGAGCUGAACAUAAACAAUAUGAUACACGAGGAUCUGACGCGGAGCGCCCUUGCGUGCGACCUGAACGCGCGCUACGCCGAACUGAGGAGGAAGAAGGUGGUGAGCGAGUUUCUGGUGGACGACUUGGACGCGAAGGGGGAGGCCGAGUCCGCGGCUUCCGGGAGGGACUCCCUUUUCGUGAACGAGGUGGAGGACAUCUCGGCGAGGAGGUGCAUUGGGGAGGGCUACCAAGUGGGGAAGGCCCCACGCAGUGAAGAGGCGUUGGCGGCUCGGCGCGACAACCAAGUGGGGAGGCAGCCCCCCCCCAGAGAGGGAGCCAGCGAGGGGAUCAGCGAAUAUAACAACGAUUGCACCGUCGAUCACACCGCCGACCACACCGCCGCUCACGCCGCUCACACCGAUCACACCGCGGAGGGCGUGGAGCGGCUGGGCGGGCAGAGCCUGAGCAGCAUCAUCGACGGGAAUAUAGACAACCUGGUCAUCCAGAGGGAAAUCAAAAGGGAGAAAACGGCCAUGGGCAUAGUCACCGUGCUGUACAAUAACCUGCACAGCUGCGACAAUAUAAACCUCAGCAGCGCCAUCAUGAAGAUGUCAAAGCUGAUGGAUUCCUACCAGAAGGGGACCCUCACGAAGAACUACAUGUACCUUAAUGUGUUGAAAAGGGUAAAUGAGAAAUUGGCAACCUUCGAACUGUCCAACUUGGUGCAGAUCUUCUACGCCUUCGUGAAGAUGGAGCACUUCCCCUACUUCUUCAACGACGUGAUCAAUUACAUGAGUGUGAAUCUGAAGGAGGCUGAGCCAAAGCACGUGUGCAGCAUUCUAUACACCCUAAGUAACAUCCUCGUGGAGACAAACGAGAGUCGCACCUUCAAAAUGAAAGUCAUCGACAUGGUGAAAUCUGACAUGUUAACAGCAUCGACAAGUUUACCCCUCAACGAUUUGAUAUCUCUCCUGACGUCUCUUUCAAAAUUAAAGUACAAAGAGGUGAACACCUACUAUGAGUUGUCCAAGCGGAUAGAGGAGCACACAGAUCAGCUGAACAUGAAAAAUGUAAGCAACAUUUUAUGGGCUUUUAGUCAUAUUAAUUAUACCUCCAAAUUGGUGAAGAAGUUAAAAAAAAUCGUGGAGAGAGACAUACACAAAUGUGAUCACCUUGAUUUGGUAAAUAUUGUGUACUCACUAACCAAGCUGAAUGAAUAUGAUGAGUACCUCUACAUGGACAUCUUUUACAAUGCCAUUAAUGUGUACAUACACCACAUGAGUGUAAAAAAUCUCUGCAUCCUCUUGUGGUCCUACACCUAUGUGAAUGCCCACAAACCGGAUCUCUACAUUAACAUACUCACCAAGCUAAAUGAAAAUGUGAAGCAAAUCAGCACAAAGGAUAUCGUCUCCAUUUUAACCUGCCUCAGCAGAAUACAGUUCAGCUACAAAUACAAACACCUCUUUUCCUUUUUAAAAAAUAAAGUUGUAAAAAAUGUGUACGCCUUCUCCCCUUUGCAAAUCACCAAUGUGAUGUACCAUUCGUCCUUCCUCGAAAUAUACGACCAUAAAUUUUACUACCUCCUCGUUCAGCAGAUCUUCCAAAUUAGGCACCUCCUUUAUUUAGAAAAUUUGACGCUCAUUCUGUAUGCCCUCAAAAAUGUGUGCUACUUGAAUGUGCACCACGUGGACGUCUUCCGCUUGAUUGCCCACAUUCUGCAGAACGUCAAGCGGAAAUAUAGGCUGCUCUGUGGGGAGGACUGCGUCAACAUUAUGCUCAUUAUCAACGAUUUGAGCAAGUACGCCCAGCAUGGUUACCUCGUUUGUGCCUCGCCCGCAUCGAGAAGCACAUCGAGAAGCGCAUCGGGAAGCGCAGCGGGAAGCGCAGCGGAAAGCGCAGCGGAAGAGGUGGCUUCACCCAUGUUGGGCCCCCCCCUUUUGACUUCCCCCCCAGAGCGAUACGUAGACAUAUUCGAUGAGACGGUAAACCUGAACGAGCUGCCCCCCGCCCUUAUGAGCAACGAGGAGGAAGUGUACCUCCCGCAUAUUAGCGACCUCCUGUACGAACAAAUCAAACUGCGCCUGCACAACUUCUGGCAGCUCAGCAUUAAAGACGUUAACAACUUGCUAAUCAUCAUGAGGGACAAACGCAUGCACGACGACGUCAUCUUAAAUAUGAUCAUGCGCCAAAUUAUUCCCAUCCUUUCCAAAAGCACCAACAUGGAGUUCCUAAUCUUCCUAAGCAACAUUACCGCCAGUCGGUACAUGAAGUUUGUGGCCCUCACGCACAUGUCCAGGAGGCCCAAGCUCAUUGCCCUCUUCAGAAAAAAAAUAAACUCCAUAACGAGUGGCAUACUGAACAGCUACGAGGGGGAGGAGGGGCAGAAGCAGGAGGAGCGGCAGCAGGAGGAGGGAGACUCCUGUGGUUCUCCCCUGAACGGGGCAGGCGGUAGUGACCCCCCCGAGCAGCGAUCCUUACUUACCAUGCGGGGGGAAGCCCCAAGUGGGGAUAGUACUCCCCGUGUGGGAGACGACCCAUUUGUGAAAGCAGUGGAAAACCCAAAUGGUAAUGCACACCAAACGGGGGAACCCUCACCAUACGCAGUCGCAACCCAAAUGGGAAGUACGCCAGCUGGCUACACCCCGCGUAGCGCCAGCGCGGCGGUCGACCUCAACAGCUGCAUUGCCCUCUGCUACGCCUGCUUCAACAUGCACUACGAGGAUGACAACGUACUGAAGCUAUACGACUUAGUGGAGCACAUGAUUGUGCAGGAGAAGAGACCCAUCUCCUCCUUCAUGCUAAUCAAUUUCAUCUACAUGUUGGCCCUCACAAAUAAUAAGAUGCCUCUGGUGCGUAAGCUCUCGCAGGAGUAUAUGCACCACAGGUAUGGAAGCGAUCUGGAGAAGAGCUGCCAAGAAGGGGGGUCACCGCCAACCCCGUUAACCAUACAUCCAGAUGAACAGUACAGAAGUGACCCCUCAUCGAUGAACCACUCUAAGAGGACCCCCCAGCAUCACAACGAUAGGACAUCCUUUAAUUUAUUUUACGAAGAAAAUGACAAACUACGCUCCUACCUGCAGAAGGGGGACGAAGAGGCCUGCUUACUACUUCUAAAACUGGCCUACGUGAACAUUCAGAUAAAUAUGUACCGUUACUUGUACCACCUGCUGAGCGAAAUUUGCAGCUACUCUGAGCAGCUCUACACACAGGAGUUUGUCCUUCUCGCCAAACAGGUCUGCUACCACGUCUACAAUUUUGUAGAUUUUUUCUCCAAAGAUAAGGAGGCCAAGUAUGUCUGGAAUAAGGUGGCCCCAAAUGUCUACAUAAAUGAGGAGAGCAUCUACCUGGACUUGGAUUUCGAGCCCUCCGCUGUAAACGUGCAGAUAACUGGGGAGGGAAGCAGCAGAAAUAUGUCUGCGCACAGGAUGGAGCACACAGCACAGGCCAGCGCGCCGACCAGCGCACCGACGCAGAACCCCAAAAUAGCCAAAGCGUUUGACAACAAUAUGAAUAUUGCCAAGUUUUUUUACCACGUCCUCAAUUAUGACAUGGACGAUGUGAGCAGCAGAAAUGCCAACUCUGCCUCCUCCCGGGAGGAGAGGAAGAAGAUCAAGAUGUUCCACUUCGACCACGUCAUAUGCAACAUCCUCAACUUUCUGAACGUACAGUACAAGGGAUCCUACACGCAUGAAAACAUUUACAAAGUGUGCUGCUCCUUUCCGUACGAAAGGCAUUUAAUUGACUUAAUGUCAUAUGAGGAUGUCCUCUACCCGUCGCACAGACCGCUACUCUCCGCGGAGCUGCGCCAGAAGCAGUUGGCCUUGAAGGGCUGGACCGUGCACGCAAUCAAUUUUCGAGACCUGUACAAUAGCGUAAAGGACAAAAACGUCAUCUGCUACAUCUUCAAUAUUGUGAAGAAGAUAAAAAAGGAUUUGAAAGAGUUGCCCGAUAGUGAGAAAAAACUGGAGGAAAAAAACUUCUGGGAAAACUUGCAGUAUGCCAACAUUUAG
This is a messenger RNA of Plasmodium vivax (malaria parasite P. vivax), 5069 nucleotides long. RefSeq lists its product as hypothetical. The transcript is spliced from 4 exons. Gene Ontology annotation, cellular component: mitochondrial matrix; ribonucleoprotein granule. The coding region runs from base 150 to 5069 and encodes 1639 amino acids. Lineage: Eukaryota; Apicomplexa; Aconoidasida; Haemosporida; Plasmodiidae. Gene Ontology annotation, biological process: mitochondrial RNA processing; regulation of mitochondrial mRNA stability. The record is from RefSeq and is a predicted model, not a curated record. Gene Ontology annotation, molecular function: RNA binding.